AUGACUCAAACUACGUCCGACAUUGAUUUGAAUAAAACCUUACAAUUAUUUUGGAAAAUUGAAAACGUGCCACAGAUAAGCCCUAAUUAUACUAUUGAAGACCAGCAAACUGAAGACUUUUAUAAAGCGACCACUACUCGAGCUGAUAGGUAUACAGUAAGACUUCCAUUUGCUCAAAAACCUGCUAUAGGUGAUUCUUAUAAUGGUGCUUUGAAAAGAUUACUAGCUAUGGAGAGAAAAUUUAAAUCAAAUUCCGGUUUAAAGCUAGCAUACUCAGAAUUUAUGAGUGAAUACAUAAAUCUAGGUCAUAUGGAGAAAGUGACUCCAGAGCACAUAUUCCUUUCAUCUGAAAGUGUGUAUUAUUUGCCGCACCAUGCUGUGCUUAAAGAAAGUAGUCUGACCACAAAACUAAGAGUGGAUUUUGAUGGCUCAGCCAAGUCUUCUAAUGGAAAAUCACUCAAUGAUAAUCUAUUUAAAGGUCCAAUUUUAUGA
Molecule: messenger RNA, 492 nt
Organism: Calliphora vicina (urban bluebottle blowfly)
Lineage: Eukaryota; Metazoa; Arthropoda; Insecta; Diptera; Calliphoridae
Exons: 1
Coding region: 1-492 (163 amino acids)
Source: RefSeq, a predicted model, not a curated record